Messenger RNA from Penicilliopsis zonata CBS 506.65, 1896 nucleotides. RefSeq lists its product as hypothetical. Lineage: Eukaryota; Fungi; Ascomycota; Eurotiomycetes; Eurotiales; Aspergillaceae. The transcript has 3 exons. Gene Ontology annotation, molecular function: sarcosine oxidase activity; saccharopine oxidase activity; flavin adenine dinucleotide binding. The coding region runs from base 223 to 1557 and encodes 444 amino acids. The record is from RefSeq and is a predicted model, not a curated record.
UACGCAAACCAAGAUGAUAGCACCAUUCAUCUGAAAUAUCGGCUAUAUCUUUGAACUAACCGAUAACCACAACCUGUAGACCUUUGCUGAUUAGAUCGCCUGAGACGCCAAAUCGCCUUUCGCCUGGACCUUCCUUCUCUUCUCUUCUCACCGCGCCAGCUAUCAGAUAGCUGGUCUGUCUGGGAAAUAAAUAGUGAUAGCCAAGCUCGUACUCACGCCGUCAUGUCCGGCCUCAGCCACGAGUGUUCCAUCCUCAUUGUCGGAGGGGGGACAUGGGCCUGUUCAACAGCCCUGCAUCUUGCUCGUCGAGGAUACAAGCACGUCACAGUGCUUGACUCUCAUGAUAUUCCCUCACCUAUUGCUGCCGGGAACGACGUCAAUAAGAUCAUGGAACAUAAGGAGCCGAUAGAAUCAGAGACUGAUCCACACACCAUUGCUUUUGCGACCUGUACGAGGGCGGCGUUGAAAGGAUGGACCACCGACCCGGUCUUUCAGCCGUACUUCCACGCGACUGGCUUCAUCUACUCGGGACACACGCGGGAGUUGAUCGAGUACAUUCGAGAGAACGAGGUCGAUCCGUACAAUGCCGACUUUGAGAAGCUGGAGACGGCCGAAGACUUCCGAAAGACCAUGCCCGACGGCGUGCUAACGGGCGACUUCCCAGGGUGGAAGGGGUGGCUCAAUAAAUCCAACGCCGGCUGGAUCCAUGCCCAGAAAGCGAUGGUCUCGGCCUUCAAGGAGGCAAAGCGGCUCGGCGUUAUGUUCAUCACCGGCUCCCCUCUGGGUGAUGUCGUCUCUCUUGUUUACAAGCAGGGAGAUGUGAUCGGCGCGAGAACAGCCGACGGGGUCGUCCACCGCGCCGAUCAAACGAUUCUGGCCGCAGGCGCAGGCAGUGACCGGCUACUAGACUUUAGGAAGCAGCUUCGCCCUACGGCUUGGACGUUGUGUCAUAUCCAGAUGAGCCCCGAAGAGGUGCAGCUCUACCGAAACCUCCCCGUGCUGUUCAACAUCGCCAAGGGGUUCUUCAUGGAGCCCGACGAGGAGAAGCACCAGCUCAAGAUCUGCGACGAGCACCCAGGCUACUGUAACUGGAUUCCCGACCCAACUCGCCCGGGCCAGAAGCGCAGUAUGCCGUUUGCCAGACAUCAGAUCCCACGGGAGGCAGAAGCCCGAGCGAGGGGUUUCCUCCGUGACACGAUGCCCCAUCUAGCCGAUCGACCUUUGGUCUUUGCCCGGAUCUGCUGGGAUGCUGAUACGCCAGACCGCAUGUUCCUGAUCGACAGACACCCCGAAUACCGGUCGUUGGUGGUAGCCGUUGGAGGCUCUGGGAACGGAGCAAUGCAGAUGCCUUGUAUCGGCGGCUUCAUCGCCGACGCACUAGAGGGGAAGCUCCAAAGCGAGCUGAAGCAUGUUGUCCGCUGGCGGCCUGAGACUGCUGUUCACCGCGACUGGGACUCAACCCAGCAUCGGUUUGGGGGACCGAAUAAAAUCAUGGAUUUCCAGGAGGUGGGUGAAGACGGGUGGACCAAAAUUAGGGAGAAGGCAUUACCAGAAUAAUUAAGUGAAUUCUUUUUUUUUUCAAAGUACAUGUCCAUUAUAACUACUGGAGAUAUCUCGACAAGAGACCGUCGUUAUCCUAGCGUGUCUACCUACUAGAAAAGGCACAAGCGCCCAUAUCGUGCUUCACCACCGCAGCCUCGGGCCUGAUAUCGAAAUCAAAGAUGUCCAUGGGGACACCCAGCGUCGUGCACGCAUUCGGGAUAUCUACCAGGCCCGCGAUGUGGCCCUGGACAGGUGCGCAGCUGAGCAGCAGGUAGAUCUGGUAGUCAUUGUACCCAUAGCGGCGAAGAUACUCGAUGACACGCAGACAGGUCUGACGGUACGCGACCGUCGCAU